Molecule: messenger RNA, 1629 nt
Organism: Drosophila suzukii
Lineage: Eukaryota; Metazoa; Arthropoda; Insecta; Diptera; Drosophilidae
Source: RefSeq, a predicted model, not a curated record
UUUAAAAAUUGUUUCCAGACUCGCUGUUCACUGCCGCAGAAAUUGUUUCGAAAUGCUAAUCAGACUUGUGCUCUUGCAAGGAGUACCCAUAGUUGUGGAUCGUUUGUGUUUCUUAUAAACUACCUAGAUGUUUUCUUUUGCCAAUUUAAGUUACCUACGAUAUCAAUUUAUGGCGUGAUAAAUGCAUUUUUAUUGAUGGUGCACUUUAGUCUGCUGUUUAUGCUGACAAAAUACUUCUUUGUGCCGAAUUUAGUAACUCUCAUUGAAUUCGCACCCUUGACAAUGUUUGGCAUCACUUUUCUUAUCUUCGGGCCAAGUAUUUUUGUAUCUUAUUAUAACAGCGCCUGGAUGAUAUGUGAUCCUCAGAGAGGUAGCCUGAGUCCUUUGCAGUUUGCAAAAAUGGUGGGAGAUAUAUUAAGAUAUUUUGUGAUCGGACUUAUGGUUCUGAGUAUGCAAGGAUAUCGGGCUGAAGGAGCCACCCUUUGGUCCUGCAUGACCUUUAUAUUGACCGGCAUGGGAUACCUUUAUAUAGUAACCAAGAAAUCAUAUCAAAUCAAGCUCAUGGAUACGGACCUGAAUCUGAUUAAAUUCCGGGUAACUGUGUUCCUGUACACCUUUUCGUUAGUUUUGUUGGUAAUCGUGGUAGUGUCGCAUGCUACUUUUCAACGAAGUUUAGCAAAAGGUACCUCAAAACCAGAAAACUAUUUGGAUAUGGAUAGCGGCGAUGAGAUCCUGGGCAAAUACCAGAAGCAAAAAGUUUUUACCAGACGUCAACUUUGGCUAAAAACGGUCAAUGGAUAUGAUAAUAUGAAGGAUUCGCAUAUGGUCUAUAGGGUUUUAAUGGUACCCAUCUUUUUUGUUGUAUCUAAUUUUUUCCCGGUCAUAUCCAAAGACCGCUUUCUCAUUGGCUGGAACAAAUAUAUAAACUGCCUCUGUCUGAUCGUCCUGCCUCUUAUAUGUCUUCCCCAUGGCUUUAAAGCUGUCAGCUGGCUAAUAAUGCUCCUGGUUUGCUGGGCUCUCAGCACUCUGGCCUUCAUCUCCACUCACUCUCUAAGGCGACCCGAUAAUGUGUGGAUUUUUGCCCUCCUAGGAUUGAUCAUCAGCUCGGUGGCCAUGAAUUUGCUAAGUCGGGAGAUAGAGAAUGUAACCUGGCAGUAUAUCAGCAUCCAGUUUGAUGUGAAGCCGGAUGUGACGGCUUUGAUGUACUUUGGAUUAGGUGAGAUGUUCAGUGAGGCGGUAGUCGUGAGGUGCCUGCAGCAGCGGAAGAUGUGGGAUGCCACCUUCGGAGUCGUGAUGAGCAUAGUCACCUAUGCGAUAUUUCUGGCAUUUCCCCUUCUGUUCUACCAGGGAUGUUUCAAUUCCAGUUCCAGCAUUAUAACAACAGCUUCAACGGAGACUGGCAUUCAUUUCAUUUUUCUCAUCGUCUCCACAAGCUUGCUUCACAUUUCCAUGAGUGGCUAUGAAUUUCGCAUAUCUCUGUUCUACUACCUCUUAGUAUUGACGGUUAUUUAUGUAACCCUUCAAUGGAUGAUUCACUACGAUUGGAUGCUUUCACUGACCACUCUUCAUAAAUUAAAGCUUAUAAACAAAGGUUUUAUUUAAUCUAAGGAUUUAUAAAAAUCUAUCUGC